This is a messenger RNA of Prorocentrum cordatum, 304 nucleotides long. The record is from the annotation of a GenBank genome assembly. NCBI's taxonomy places the organism in Eukaryota, Dinophyceae, Prorocentrales, Prorocentraceae.
CAGGACGUCAACGAAGUGAGCGCGAAAGUGCACGGGGCCCCCGUGGCGAAGGACCGCAUCAGCAGCACGGACGUGGACGAGAAGAAGGUCAAGGGUCUCUUCGACGAGCAUUCCGACGACUGCGGCGCGUUAAGCAUUGAUGGCCAAGCGGGGAACGGGGACCCCAAGGAUCGUGACUCUUUGGGGCACGACAGCGGCGGCGGCUCCCAGGGACAUGACGGCGGCGACGUGGAGUCCGCCGCCCAGCUCCUCGCGCCCUCCACCCGGCGGCAGAGGCGGCGCCAGGAGCAGCAGGAGGACGAGG